Messenger RNA from Linum trigynum, 963 nucleotides. NCBI's taxonomy places the organism in Eukaryota, Viridiplantae, Streptophyta, Magnoliopsida, Malpighiales, Linaceae. The record is from the annotation of a GenBank genome assembly.
AAUCCAGCUUUUUGGACGGCUGAAUUUGUCUCCCACUUUACUUUCUCCCGUCAAAUUGCCUUUAUAUUCCUUCAUUGUCUCCCUUCUUUACCAUCAUCCCCUUCUUAUAAGAGAACCCAUUUGCCUCCUUCCCCCAAAUUCCCCAUUAGAGUUAGCACUCCAUCUCAAGUUGGGUUUUCUUCCCCCCUUUGAGAAAGGGAGAAAGAAAACGCCAACCAAUCAAAACCACAUUGCAUUCUCAUCUCCUGGAUAGAGAGAGAUAGCAGAACAGCAAUGGCAAGUUCAUAUUGUCACCAUGCUGCCCGAAACUCUUCAUCCCAUAGAGGACUAGCCAUGGUGUUAGCUCUGACGACGGCUGUCGUGCUAUCGCCACUGUACGCCAGCGGUAAGAAUGACCAUUCCUCAUCGCGAUUUUAUCCCCAUUACGAGCCCGGUUGGAGCUCUGGUUUGGUCCUUCCGGUGGUCCUGGCAGGGUUGAUAAUCGCCAUCAAGACAACAUCAUCGAGCAGCUCGACGGCUAAUGGAGGUGGGAGCUCAUUUGGGUCGUCGUUGGUUCUAUCACCGGACCCUUCUUGGGUGCUCAGGAUUGGGAGCUCGUCUUGGGGGCUUGCUGGGAUAUUGGUCAUGCUCAUGCUUGUGUUGUCUUGGCAAGAAUCUGCUCAGCAUUUCUUCUGGAGAUAGUGAGAAACGAUAGAAAUGUAGCAAUUUAUGUAUAUUUUGGAUCAUGUCAAUUAGUUUCUAUCCUGAUAUUACAAAGCUAUGUUAUCAUAUUUAUGUACUAUGAGUUGGGAGAGCUUGUACGCUCAAUUGAAGUUGUUAAUUUAGUUCAUGUCCAAGUUUCGAGUCUCCAGAUUUGGGUUCGAAUCAGGUGCUAACGAGAUAAGCAUCAUGUUAUAGAGAUGAAGUAAGGCAGACAGAUUGACAAUGUUUAGGUUUAGCGUUUAAUUAAUAGAAACGAUCAAG